AUGACAUUUGAAAAUUAUUUUUCGUUCCAAAUAUUUUUCAUUUUCUUAAGGGAAUCUUUGGAAAUUGUUGUCAUCAUUUCGAUUCUAUUGACAAUCGUCAAACAAGGUUUGUCUGUUGAUGAGAACAGUCCUGUUACUGAUGGACCGUCAUCUGCAGCUCUUCCAGGUCCGAGUUUGAAUACAAACGCAGAGGCAGACUCUACUACUGCUUUCUUACAAGGUGAAUGCCCAGAUGCUAAUGCUAUGGAAACGUCCGCUACGGCUGAUGGCGUGCCAAGACCGCUUAACGUGGAAGAAGAAGAGGAAAUCUACGAGUAUUCUGAUGAACUCAGAAAUCAGGACCGCGAGCCCGAUGAACUUACCGCCGAUAACGUUAAGCUUUAUAAACGAUUAAAGGUCCAAAUUCUCGCCGGUGGUGCAUUUGGUUUGUUACUAUGUAUGCUGAUCGGAGGCGCUUUUGUCACUAUCUUUUACCACAUCGGUACUGACCUAUGGACUUUAAGUGAGCACUAUUAUGAGGGUGUCUUGAGUCUUGUCGCUUCAGUUAUUAUUUCUGUCAUGGGGUUGUUUUUCCUAAGAAUGGGAAAAUUAAGAGAGAAGUUCAGAGUGAAGUUGGCGUCCAUCAUUUAUUCUAAGGACAAUAACUUAUUGGGGAACAAGGCUAGAAAAAGCGUCAAAUUCAGUGAAAAGUACUCCUUUUUUAUAUUGCCAUUUAUAACGACUUUGAGGGAAGGGUUGGAGGCUGUUGUGUUUAUUGGAGGUAUUGGUAUUGAUCAACCUUUAACAUCUAUCCCUCUAUCCAUGAUCCUUGCGACAGCCAUCAGUACGGUUUUUGGUAUUUUUUUCUUCAAGUAUUCAAGUUCUCUCUCACUAAAGAUAUGUCUUGUUGUCGCCACGUGCUUCCUUUACCUGAUUGCAGCUGGUUUAUUUUCCAAAGGUGUCUGGCAGCUUGAAUUACAAGACUAUGUUAACAAGUGUAACGGUCAAGACAUGAGUGAAGUGGGGAACGGACCUGGUUCGUACGAUAUAUCUCGUUCCGUUUGGCAUGUCAAUUGUUGCAAUGGUGAAAAAGAUGGAGGUUGGAUGAUUUUCACCGCUAUUUUUGGUUGGACCAAUAGUGCUACUGUUGGCUCUGUAAUUAGCUACAACGCUUACUGGUUAAUAUUAAUAGGUGCCCUGAAGCUGCUAAUGAUAGAAGAAAAAUACGGCUACAUCCCUUAUUUGCCCAUCAGAUGGCAAAAGAAACGUAUUCUGAAACGAUUGAACAUAGCAAAGGCCUCACUAGACCUCAAACAUCAUACUGCAGAACUUAACUCCAGCACGUCAGAACCAGACAGUCAAAGGAGGUCCAAAGAUAGUUCAGUGCCCUUAAUAAUUGGUAGUCACGGCUCAACUAACUGA
Molecule: messenger RNA, 1401 nt
Organism: Saccharomyces kudriavzevii IFO 1802
Lineage: Eukaryota; Fungi; Ascomycota; Saccharomycetes; Saccharomycetales; Saccharomycetaceae
Gene: FTH1
Product: Fth1p
Exons: 1
Coding region: 1-1401 (466 amino acids)
Biological process (GO): iron ion transmembrane transport
Cellular component (GO): fungal-type vacuole membrane; high-affinity iron permease complex; plasma membrane
Molecular function (GO): ferrous iron transmembrane transporter activity
Source: RefSeq, a predicted model, not a curated record